UUCAGAUAUAUUAUCAAAUAUUGAUUUACUUUUUCACAUAAAACCAAAUUUCCCGAAAAGGUAGCUCCCACCAAGCCCAAUCCAAAUGGCCCACUAAAGGCCCAACUAAGCCGCUCCGAGCCGCCUUCCUCCCGUCGGCCGGAUCAGCCUUCAAACUAGGGUUUACUCCUCCCGCUCCGAGAAAGCCGUGCCCCCUCCGUGCCCCAGCUCUGCCUCCGCCUCCGCUCCUCCCCGCCGUCUUCCGCCACGAUGAAGCUCGUCAGGUUCUUGAUGAAGCUGAACAACGAGACGGUCACCAUCGAGCUCAAGAAUGGCACGGUGGUCCACGGCACCAUCACCGGUGUUGACAUAAGCAUGAAUACUCAUCUGAAGACAGUGAAGCUUACAUUGAAAGGGAAGAAUCCUGUAACCCUUGACCACCUCAGUGUGCGAGGAAACAAUAUUCGCUAUUAUAUCCUUCCUGACAGCUUAAACCUGGAAACGUUGCUGGUAGAGGAGACUCCUAGGGUCAAGCCUAAGAAGCCAAGUGCAGGAAAGCCUUUGGGGCGUGGUCGCGGGCGUGGUCGUGGACGUGGUCGGGGCAGGGGACCGCGCUGAGCUCUAUCACUCCCUUCUUUGGGCUCUCUUGCAUGACAAGUUCCCCGUACAAUGUAACCUGCUUUCCCUGCAAGCUAUUUGAAAGAAUGUUGCAUUGUUGCCCUUCCGUUGAACGUGAACCAAGUAUCACAAAUCUCAGUAGUUCUUUUGUGGAAUCAUCCUGUCUAUUUGACCCAUUGUUCCUGUCUAUCUUAGGUUACAUCGUAAUUAAUUCGUCAUGUCUUCCCCCUGGAAUACAUAUAGGACUGUAGAUCUUGGGAUAUCUAAGUAUUAUGCUUGUGUUUUUAGUUGUUACCCUGGAAUUAUUUGCCCAUGGGCUACGCCUUGCAAUUGUUUUGUAUUCGACCUGCCCUUAUUUGCUCU
Molecule: messenger RNA, 960 nt
Organism: Phragmites australis (common reed)
Lineage: Eukaryota; Viridiplantae; Streptophyta; Magnoliopsida; Poales; Poaceae
Product: small nuclear ribonucleoprotein SmD1a-like
Exons: 4
Coding region: 250-597 (115 amino acids)
Biological process (GO): RNA processing; spliceosomal snRNP assembly
Cellular component (GO): U12-type spliceosomal complex; precatalytic spliceosome; U2 snRNP
Molecular function (GO): RNA binding
Source: RefSeq, a predicted model, not a curated record